Sciurus carolinensis (gray squirrel) is the source of this 8392-nucleotide messenger RNA. It is a transcript of the gene Deptor, whose product is annotated as DEP domain containing MTOR interacting protein. The transcript is spliced from 9 exons. Gene Ontology annotation, biological process: intracellular signal transduction; negative regulation of TOR signaling. Gene Ontology annotation, molecular function: protein binding. Lineage: Eukaryota; Metazoa; Chordata; Mammalia; Rodentia; Sciuridae. The record is from RefSeq and is a predicted model, not a curated record. The coding region runs from base 126 to 1355 and encodes 409 amino acids.
GCAUUAGAGCAUUGGGAACUGCCCCGAUCAAAGAUGGCGGGAGAAGCCUCUGUGAGGGCAGACUGAUCCCAACAGCAGGAUCCGCGACUGAUAGCCCAGGCAGUGGCAGCGGCGUGGCCGGGACCAUGGAGGAGAGCGGCAGCGCUGGCGGCGGUGGCAGCGAUAGCAGCACUAGCGGGAGUGGUGGGGCGCAGCAAAGGGAACUAGAGCGCAUGGCUGAAGUCCUGGUCACCGGAGAGCAGUUACGACUCAGGCUGCAUGAAGAAAAGGUCAUUAAAGAUAGACGACAUCAUCUCAAAACCUACCCAAACUGUUUUGUUGCAAAAGAAUUGAUUGACUGGCUGAUUGAACACAAAGAGGCCUCCGAUAGAGAGACGGCAAUUAAGCUCAUGCAGAAAUUAGCAGACCGGGGCAUUAUUCAUCACGUGUGUGACGAGCAUAAGGAGUUCAAAGACGUCAAACUCUUCUACCGCUUUAGAAAGGACGACGGCACCUUCCCGCUGGACAACGAAGUGAAGGCGUUCAUGCGAGGACAGCGGCUGUAUGAGAAGUUGAUGAGCCCUGAAAACACACUCUUACAACCCAGGGAAGAGGAAGGGGUCAAGUAUGAGCGCACCUUCAUGGCAUCUGAAUUCCUGGAUUGGCUGGUUCAGGAAGGUGAGGCCACCACAAGAAAAGAGGCAGAGCAGCUUUGCCAUCGACUUAUGGAGCAUGGCAUCAUACAGCAUGUGUCCAACAAGCACCCGUUUGUGGACAGCAAUCUUCUCUACCAGUUCAGAAUGAACUUCCGUCGGAGGAGAAGACUGAUGGAGCUGCUCAAUGAAAAGUCCCCCUCCUCCCAGGAGGCUCAUGACAGUCCCUUCUGCCUAAGAAAGCAGAGCCAUGACAAUCGGAAAUCUACCAGCUUCAUGUCAGUCAGCCCCAGCAAGGAGAUCAAGAUUGUGUCUGCCGUGCGCAGGAGCAGCAUGAGCAGCUGUGGCAGCAGCGGCUACUUCAGUAGCAGCCCCACCCUCAGCAGCAGCCCCCCUGUGCUCUGCAACCCCAAAUCUGUGCUCAAGAGACCGGUCACUUCUGAGGAGCUCCUGACACCUGGGGCACCGUAUGCAAGGAAGACGUUCACGAUUGUUGGCGAUGCGGUUGGCUGGGGCUUUGUGGUACGAGGAAGUAAGCCAUGCCACAUCCAGGCGGUGGACCCCAGCGGCCCAGCAGCCGCGGCAGGAAUGAAGGUCUGUCAGUUCGUCGUCUCCGUCAAUGGGCUCAACGUGCUGCACGUAGACUACCGGACCGUGAGCAAUCUGAUUCUGACAGGCCCACGGACAAUUGUCAUGGAAGUCAUGGAGGAGUUAGAGUGCUGAGCAGCUGUGCCUCCAGGCCUUCAGUGGCCCAUGGGCGACCAGAGUGACACAAUAACGCCAUGGCAACACUUCAUGCAGAUGGAUGGCUUUGGAUAUAGGAAACUUUUCUUUGUGCAUACACAUCUUGAGUUUCAUACACUGUUUGAAUGUGGAAGAACCGGGUAACACAUCUUUAAAAAAAAAAAAAAAAAAAAAAAGUCAGUGUAGAAAACAUUUGGGAACUAGAGUUUUCCUACAGGAUGGAAUUGCCUUACUAGAUUUCUAGGUGUAGUUCUCACUCAUUGUUUUUUAUCUUGGUUUGCAGAAAGUUGUUGAAAUGUUUUUCUGCCUGAAACAGCAACAUGCUAAAAUUCCCCUUUUAGGAGUCAUUAGUUGUUCCAGACUUUAAUUGGACUUUGAAGCUGGGCACAGUAGUGUGUACCUGAAGUCCCAGGUGCAAAGGAAGCUGAGGCAGGAGGAUCGCUUGAGCCCAAGGAUUCCAGGCCAGCCUGAGCAACAUAGCAUGAUCCCAUCUCAAAAACCAAGAACAACAAACAAACAAAAAAUUUCACCCGAAUUAGCAGGGAACUGUUCAAUAGCAGGUCUAGAUUUCACUGAGCUUCAAAUUAAUGUGACGGCCAUAGGAAUAUGACCUGUUAACCAGCAUUUCCCAAAAGGCUCUAAAGCAUUUAACUGCUUAAAAGCCAUUAUAAAAUGACAAUUUCUUGAUUCCUGCCUUCAGUAUCAACUUUUAAUUUAAUGUGAAUUAUGAAAUUAGAUUAAAAAAAGAAAAAAACGUUUGUCGUGCUGUGGGUAAGUAGAUAGGGAGAUAAUAAUUAUAAAUGUUGGCCCCUAUCAUCUCUUACUGAGCCUAAAUCAUUUGGUUCUAUAAAUCAGCUGCAAACAUUUUCUAGAAUUUAUCCUAAAUAUAGUGACUGUGAAUAGAAGGAAUUUGUGCAUAGACAGGUAAAUCUCAAAAUCAAGAGUUUACUUUGCAAGUGUCCACUUUUAAGGUAAAUAUUCUAGAACCUGCUUCUGUGUGAUAAAACUUGAAACUCAGAAUUACUUUCUAGCCUGAAUUGUUACUAGCUUUCUAGUGUAACAUAUCCCAAGGACAUGACAUGCUGCUCAUUGAGGGAAAUUAUUUUCACUGAAAUCGCCGUCUGGGUAGGGACUUUUCAUCUUAGUUGUACAUAAGCACGGUUCCUUUUUGGUUGAGGAAAGGGUGCAUCUUGGGUCUUUGUGUGUAGAGGAAAUUCCUCAAAGUGCCAAAUGAGGGAGUCUGGGAAUGCCAAAUUCUUUUAUCAUUUCCCAUAAUGAAUUCUAAACAACAAGAUUGCUUUCUUAAUAUGCACUAACAAAAUAAGAGUGUUGUACCUCAGUCAUUUCUUGGUGAUAGGUUAUCACCAUGUAUGGGUACCAGUGGAUGGGAGAAACUUGUUGAAGAUUUUAUACAUAUAUAUAUAUAUAUUUUCCUGGUAAUCCAACUUUUCUAGCUGUAGUCAGAGGAUAGGAUUUUGAAGUCAUAUUGGAUGUCUGGCAUUAAUAUUGUCGAUCUUCGUUUGAGAAAGAUAAUUGCCUCCACACAUGUGUGUGUUUAUACUGUCUGCCGGGCGCUGUGCUGCGGCGUUUGCUGUAUAUGAUUUCUGUCGGUCCUCAUCACAGGCUUUUGAGGUAGAUAUCAUCACCUACGUUUUUCAGAUGUGGAAACUAAGUCUGAGCAAGAUGAAGAUGUUCUCUAAAUUCAAACAGCUGCAGAAACUACUGCAUAAUACAGCCUGAGUUCAAACACAAGGCUGUUUUACACUAAAGCCCGUGUUACCCCUCCCCUCUAAACUCUCCCCAUUUAGGGACCUCAUAUUGGGAGCGCUCAUGUGCCAGGUGCCAUGCUAGGACUUUACAGCAUUUGUCCUUAAUGACCUGUGUGAGGUCAAGACCAGCAUUAUCCCCAUUGUACACAUGAGGAAACUGACUUGUAAAGAGGUUAGUCAUGUGCCUAAGCCACACAACUAGUAAGUAUGAGAAUUUACUACCUUUUUUUCCCAUUUUUUUAAUUAGAGCUUUAUAUGUAUAGUAGUUGGAUACCACCUGGUUUUAUUUAUUUUUUUUUAUUUUCAUUUUUCUUUUUUUGGUGGUGCUGGGGGUUGAACCCAGGGCCUUGUGCUUGACAGGCAAGAACUCUACCAACUGAGCUAUCUCCCCAGCCCCACCACCUGGUUUUAAAAACAUUUUUUGUAGCAUCUUUUAAAGAAGAGUCUUAGAUGCUUUAUUUCUCCAGGUCUUCAUUAACUGACAAGAGAAGAUAGAAGCCCUUUUUAAAAAAGUGCCAUCUUCUUGUCCACUGCUUCUACAUUUUACCUAAAUCCCAAGGCCCACCAUCUUGAACCCUGGGUCCUACCACUUCCUGUGAGCCACUCUGAGCACCCGAGAAGCACCUGUACUCCACACUGCCUCCUCCCGCCAGGGAGGCUGAGGAGGGAGGCACCACAGAGAACAGAUUUCCUUCUUUGGUUCUCAUCACCCUCAGUUUAGAGGUCAAAUGCCAGAGGGUCUCUUCAGGCCCUGAGAGCCUUCUGUUAGCCCUCCUCCGCCUACCCCAGGAUCCUCGUUCACCAAGUACGGUGAAUGCCCCGGUUUCCCAGGUUCUCUUCUCACUCUCUUCACGGUUUGCACAUGCAGUUUCUCUUCCCUAAAAUGUUCGUCUUUUUCCUUCUUUACACAGAAAUUUCUUUCUUCUUAUCAACCUACCCCUUUACAUCUUAUCUCCUCUGAGAAGCCUUUUCCAGUUCCCCUAUUCUGGCAUUCAUGCUUCUUCUCUGAAUUCCUACAUACCUUUAGUAAGUCCCACCCCAACCCCAUCAUAGUACCCUUGACAUUCCUUUGGAAUUGCUCUACCACAGACCUGUCUCCCUACCUAGACUCCAAGCAUCUGCAGAAUAAGGAUGUGUCUCGGUACCCGGGGGCUAUCUCUCUACCUAAAACAGUUCCUGACAGAGUAGAGUUCCAGCUCUCUAUUGCUGCCCAACAACCUACCCCCAAAUUGUGGCAUUUAUUUGCUUCCAACCCCUAUGGCUUGUCAGUGUGGGCAGAAUUAAGCUGAGGUGUCCCAUCCCUGCUCCACAUUUGUGGUCCUCCCACACAUUUGUGGUUAGUGAGCAGUUGGUUGAGGCUGCUUGAUCUUGGGUCAUGCUGCAGUUUGAAUCUUGAAAACCAUUGAAGUUCCAUGUGUUAAAGGUUUGAUCCCCAGCCUGAUGCUAUUUGGGACAUGGUAGAACCUUUGAAAGGUGGAACCUACUAGAAGGUCCUUAAGUCAUUGGAGGUAUGCCCUUGAAGGGAACUGUGAGACCCCAGCCCUUCCUGUUUUUCUUCCUAGCCAUGAGUUGAGCACUUUUGCUUCACUGUGUAGUCCUACCAUGAUAUCCUGCCUCAACGCAGACCCCAAAGCAGUGGGGUCAUGUGAUGACCUGGAACCUCCCAAACUAAGCUACAAUAACCUUUUCUCUUUAUAUGUUGAUUAUCUCAGGUAUUUUGUUAUACUGAUGGAAAGCUGACUAACACAGAUGGUCUCAUGCAUGUCUUAUAGUUGGCUGGCACUGUGGGCCAAAUUGCCUCCAUUCCACUGCAUCUGGCCAUUCUCCAGAGCUAGCCCAGGCUGAGAUUGAAUAGGGUGAGGACAGAUACUACAAGACCUUUCUUCUACUUGCUUAGAAGUUACAUAGUUUCACUUCCAUACCAUUUUGUGAGCCAAAAGGAGUCACAAAGUUAGUACAGAAUCAAGGGUUGGGGAAUUAGAUGCCACCUUUGGAUGGGUUAAUUUCAAAGAAUUUGCAGCCAUUUUUAAUCCACCAAGGGUGGGACCCCCUUCCCAUUUGUUUAAUAAAUCCCAAGAGAUAACCUAGCUAUUGAAAACUUUUGUCUAUCUGGACGGAAAUUAGCCAACGACUGGAUAGUAGUGCAAUAUUGAAUAAAAGCUGUUUCUAAUGAAAACCUCAAAGUCAGAAAAUUCUAAAAUAAUAGUGUUCUGUGGGGCCACGAGGAGCACAGCUCAGUCUCUUCAUUUGAUCACCAAGGAAACUGGUCACAUCGCGAAGCUUGCUGGGUGAGAGCUUAAGCCAAAUGCCACUCCUCCUUCCAGCCCGAGGGCUUUUGCAGUCCUGCUCUGUAGGAGAGGGUAGUACUGCCAAAAUGGGCCUUUGGCUUGGGGGUAUUCAGCAAAGGAAAGAGGUCAAGUGUCUGUGAAGGCAAGGAAAUACAAUUUUAAUUAAUCUGUCUUGAAUUAUUAAAUCAUAUCAGUAAAAAAAUAAGUAUUCUACCUGAUAUUUUCAUAGUUUUCCUGCUUUAAAAUUUAAAAAAACCAUUUCUAAAUGUAGCACCAAAAAUUAUCUUAAAUGAACAGAGAGGUGUUUCUAGGAGCUUUAGUUUCCCAUGUGUGUCUGAACUGUGUCUUCCCCACAAAGGGCAUGGGUAUUGUGUGAGGUUUUACUCACACCUAAGGGCUUCUGAUAUGUCUUUCUUUGCUCCCUGGAAACACUUUUGAUUUUUCAGGUGUUUGUGUGUGCGAUGAGUUUAUGUUUUGGUGAUGGAAAGGAAUGUAAUUUUUGUUCCUUCAUUAGCACAACGUGUGUAAAUUUGAAAGCCAUGUUUUGUUAUAGAGAGAAAUGCAGCUAGCUACCUUUUGGGUUGAGUAUGAGAUUUUAUUUGUAAUCUAUGUUAAAUAAGUGUAUAAAUUAAUAAGACAAUAAGUUGAGAAAUGGGUGCUAAUUUAGGGAUGAUCAUCAUCUGUGUGUGGAUUAGUGUGACCGACUUUACACCAUCUUAUAAAAGCUGGCUCUACCACAGGGACAGAAAUUCAUAUUUAAAAUGUCACUUCUGGAAGUUCACCUUGGAGUCUUACAGUACCAAAUACUGUUUCCUUUCAAAUGUAUCGUGAAAAUAAUCUGCUGUCUUAAAGAAAGACCUGUUUUAAAUUGUUGAGAUCAGCGAUUCUCUCCUGCUCAGUAUUAAUCCUAUUUCAUUUUAUUAUAAAUGAUCAGAAUAACUCUAGAACAUUUUGAUUUAGCUCAUUGAAAUCUGUCACUGUCAUGGACCCUGGUUUUAAUCAUUUAAAGGCAGAUUUUCAGGUGUGAUGUGUCUUUCUUAUUCCAAUACCAAAACACAAAUGUGCUCUCUACCAAAAUGAAGUUCAUCAUCAAAUAUAGCAUAUGAUAUUGUUAAAUGAAUUAAAAAAUGUACUUAAUAUAUAUCUUUAUUUUAAAAUUGGGUUGAGAUUUAUUUGCUCUUUAUUAAAAUUAUAGUAUAAUACUUGGAAUUAUUGUAUAAAAACAGGCAUAUGGCAUGAAAUAAAUGGUACAUUUUUAAAACAAUGACUUUAGGGUUUCAGCCUUUCCUGUCAUUUAAAACAAAUCAGCCAAUUUUUGUACAAAGAAAGGGUUGCUUUAUAAGCUGAUCUACUACUUACUUAUCAGAGAAAACACAUGGGACUCAUAUCGAAUUCUCUAACAUAGCCAAAAGUACCAUUUGUAAACCUACUUCAUGAUGGAUGUUUUCUGAAGGUCUUUUGCCUGGAAAAAAAAAUGCACUAAAAAGUUUUUUUUCUGUACUAUAUUUGAUUCAGAAUAAUUUUCUCCUAUGUAGGUCAAUAUUGAUGGGUAUUGUAGAACAUUCUGUGUAGAAAAAUACCGUGUACUUGUCAUUUUAAAAACCAAUUAUAAUGAAUUAGGAAAUAAAUAAUUCUGUGUUCGGGGGGAUGUAAAGUUUGGGGGUUAGUGGUUAUUCAGACCACACUCAGAGUUAACCAAAAGGACAUUAAAUUUUCCAUUGCUUAUUCACUUAUUCAGUCAUUCAGGAAACCUUACUGAGGACUUGGGUCUGAGACCCUGCAUGUAGGCACUAGGAAUACAAAGUGGGUGGACAGGCAGCUCAUUCUUCAAGAAUUACCUUUGGGCCCAUCUCUUAAAAUUAUUCUCUCUGUAAAUGGGGGUAAUAAGAAAGCAUGGUGUUAAAAUAAUUGUUUCUUUUUUGGGGGGGGAGACUGGGAAUUGAACCAGGGGCACUUAACCACUGAGUCACAUCCCUAACCCUUUUUAUGUUUUAUUUAGAGACAGGGUCUCAUUGAGUUGCUUAGGCCUCACUGAGGUUGCCGAGGCUGGCCUUGAACUCACAAUCCUGCCUCAGCCUCCCAAGUCACCAAGAUUACAGGUGUGCACCAUGGUGCCCGGCUAAAAUAUCUGGUUUAAUGCGAGCCCACCAUCCAACUCAAGAACCAGAAUACUGACAAUACUUUAAUAAUUUAAUUGUAGUUUUCUUCCCACUUCUGUCCCUGACUUUCCCUUAAUCAAGGAAAAAACACAACGAUGAACAUGGAGUUUACCAUCUUUCUUGCUUUUUCUGUUCUUAAUAAUUGUUUGACUUUUUAAAAAAAUAAAUUUACUCAAAGAGCACCAAGUUUUAUGUCAUUUGCAAUUUGCAUUUUAUUCUCCAGGUUUUUGUGUAUAGUAUUUCAUUCCUUUUUCACAACUCAGUAAACUCCAUGCCACAAAUUCUUUAGUUUCCCGUUGAUGGGCACGUGGGCAAUUCCCAUUGCUGUCGCCAUAAGCGGGGUUGCUUUCAACAUUUUCAUGACACCUCCCAACAAUAGAAGGCGCUUCUCUUAGGUGUCCACUUAUAAAGGAAUUGUUGAGUUGUAGGAAACAUGAAAGUCCAACUUUACAAAGUCACACGAACUGGCUUCCAAAUUGACCCAAGAUAUGAAAGUGGUAUAUAUCAAUAUCUUCUCCAGUGUUUGAUGUUCUUUUGUCAAAUGAAUGUCUGUGUGGUUAAUGAUACUGAGGUUCUAAGGUGCUGCCAAGCUCAUAAAGCACAGAAUUACCUAAGUUUGCCCCAACUUAUUAGAUGUAUGCCUUCACUAUAUGCAGGAUGUCUUGAAACUAUAUCCUACAACUCCAUGUGUCAACUGAGUCAGGGAUCACUGAGAGUUUGUAUAAUAUAUUCAGGAAACUCCAACAAAUAAUUUGUGACUCUACAUUCAAUUGAGUGCCUUAAAAGGGCCUAUUCUAUCA